GGCGCAUGACUCGCAGCGGCCGUGCAUUCUUCCAGCUUCACCCUCACACACCCAUCACCAUGUCGCCCGCCGCCAGCAGCAAGAAGCGCGUCGGCAUCCUCGGCGCCACCGGCACCGUCGGCCAGCGCUUCAUCCUCCUCCUCGCCGCGCACCCGCACUUUGACAUUGCCGUGCUCGGCGCCAGCGCCGCCUCGGCGGGCAAGACGUAUGCGCAGGCCACGACGGGCCGCUGGAAGCAGGUGCACCCCAUCCCCGCGCAUGUGGCGGACAUGCCCGUCGGCGACUGCGACGUGAAGCGCUUCAUGGACUGCGACGUCGUGUUCAGCGGCCUGGACUCGGGACCGGCGGCAGAGUACGAGCACGUCUUCCGCGAGGCCGAGCUGCGCGUCUUCAGCAACGCCAAGAACUACCGGCAGGACCCGCUGUGCCCGCUCAUCGUGCCGCUCGUCAACACGCAGCACCUGGAGAUGGUGGCGCACCAGCGCAAGACGCUCGGCCUCAAGCGCGGCUUCAUCGUCACCAACGCCAACUGCAGCACCACGGGCCUCGUCGUGCCGCUCAAGGCCCUCGAGGCCAAGUUCGGCCCGCUCGACAUGGUCCUCGUCUCGACGAUGCAGGCCAUCUCCGGCGCCGGCUACCCGGGCGUGUCGGCGUUCGACGUGCACGACAAUGUCGUGCCGUACAUCUCGGGCGAGGAGGAGAAGAUCGAGAUGGAGGCGGCCAAGAUCCUCGGCAGCAUCAGCGCCGAGUCGGCGUUCGUCGACAACGCGCUGCGCGUCUCGGCGCACUGCAACCGCGUGCCCGUCAUCGACGGCCACACCGAGUGUGCCUCGGUGCGCUUUGCGCGGCGGCCGGCGCCGAGCGUCGAGGAGGUCGUGCAGGCCAUGGAGCAGUACCGCUGCGAGGCGCAGGAGCUGGCGUGCCACAGCGCGCCCGAGCGCGCCAUCAUUGUGCACAAGGAGGUCGACCGGCCACAGCCGCGCCUCGACCGCGACGCACAGAACGGCGCCGGCGUCAACGUGGGCCGCAUCCGCAAGUGCCCCGUGUUUGACAUCAAGUUUGUGGUGCUGAGCAACAACGUCAUGAUCGGCGCGGCGACGUCGAGCGUGAUGAAUGCAGAAGUGGCACUUGCAAAGGGCUACCUGGACUAGACGCAGCGCUGGA
This is a messenger RNA of Tilletiopsis washingtonensis, 1164 nucleotides long. RefSeq names its product aspartate-semialdehyde dehydrogenase. Gene Ontology annotation, molecular function: protein dimerization activity; NAD binding; NADP binding. Bases 60 to 1151 code for a protein of 363 amino acids. Gene Ontology annotation, biological process: L-threonine biosynthetic process. NCBI's taxonomy places the organism in Eukaryota, Fungi, Basidiomycota, Exobasidiomycetes, Entylomatales. The record is from RefSeq and is a predicted model, not a curated record. The transcript has 3 exons.